UUUUACACAGAAAAAAAUAUUAGUCAUUUUAUCAAUUUAUCAAAAAAGCAAAAAUAAAUUAAAAUUGGUAACACUGUGGAGUCGCAGCACAGUGUAGUGUGCAUAUUAUUUUAUCAAUUUUUCUGGGGAGCAAAAAAAAAUUAAUUUAACGAAAAUUUAUUAUACAAAUUGAUGUUUUUCAAGUACAAAAAGUAAUCCUAUUUAAUGAAAUAAGCUUUGAAAUAUCUCAAAGUUAUUAACCAAACUAUAUAUUUCAUUAGUUAAAGUACGGUUCCGUGCCUUAAUCAUGAAUAAAUAAACUGGUGAUUUGCGACCUAAAGACAUACAAUUCAAAACACAAGGUGCUUGUCAUCUCGCACGUUGGAUGGCCAAAUAAUUGUGUUGUUUAAAACUAUUUUUAUUCCGACACCAGUUUAAAAUUACUCAAUGCGAAGAUAAAUUUUUAAAACGAAUCUGCUGUUUUAUUAUAAAGUGUUACGCAGAAUCGUGGUUUUCAUGUUCAAAUAUUGCUAAGUCCACAAGAAAUGACAUCGGGUUUUUAAAAAAAUUGUAUUUUUAUAAAAAUUACGAUAAAGAAUUCGCUGAAAAAGCAAUUAUGAAAUUUAUUAAUCAUUUGUGGUACUUGAGUGAAGAGUAUGCGGCUUUUUCAAUUUUUUAUGAAAGUUUAAGUAAUGAUACAAGAAGAAAAAUGACUGAAAAAAUUAUGCAUUGUACUCCUGAAAAAGAAUCGCAAAAAAAGUUCAUCCUCAAAUUUGAAGAUUUACAACACUUUCUUAGCAAAGAUUUACCAUUAGAUAUUCUAGGAAAUGAUUCGAAAAACAUAUUUGAGAAAUUUAAUAUGUUUACUGAUUUUUUGAAAGUUCAGCCGGACAAAUGGAAUGAAAAUGAAGGGUACAUUGAAGGAAAAAGAGUGGUAGAAUCAAUAAAAGUAGUCAACGAUACGGCAGAACGAGGGGUCAAACUUUUGACGGAUUUCAAUGAAAAGUUCACGAAAAAUGAAGAACAAAAGCAAUUUUUUUUGCAAGUAGUUAAGAUUAUAGAAAAAAGUUUCCUGGAUAGUAAAGAUACACUCAAAGAAUCAUAUAUUUGAAAAUUCAUUUUUACUAUCAUAAAUACAUUAUUCAUUACUUUUAUAUUAAAAUGGUC
Messenger RNA from Daktulosphaira vitifoliae (grape phylloxera), 1146 nucleotides. RefSeq lists its product as uncharacterized. Lineage: Eukaryota; Metazoa; Arthropoda; Insecta; Hemiptera; Phylloxeridae. Bases 596 to 1090 code for a protein of 164 amino acids. The transcript is spliced from 4 exons. The record is from RefSeq and is a predicted model, not a curated record.